AUGCCUGCUCCCUCCAGUACCCGUCUUCCGGUAGGAAACAAAGACUUUACAAACGCAACUGUCGUCAUCAUUGGUGCCGGAAUAUCCGGCAUGAACAUGGCCAUAGACCUCAUCAAGCGAAACAAUUGCCGCAACUUUGUCAUUCUUGAGAAAAGUAGUAACAUUGGCGGAACAUGGAAUGACCAAAAGUACCCUGGGUGCUGCUGUGAUGUCUGGAGUACCUUGUACAGCUAUUCCUUCGAGCAAAAUCCCAAAUGGUCUCGUGAGUAUCCUGGCCAGGAGGAGAUCUAUGCAUACCUAGUGGGCGUCGCCGAAAAAUGGGGCCUCUAUAAACACAUUCGAUUCAAUUCGGCUGUGGAAGAAGCUCGUUGGGACGAUGAUGAAUCGAAAUGGAAAGUCACUGUCAACCUAUCGGGGCAGAAAGACAGCGAGUUUGCAACCUCAUAUGUCAUUGCCUCUGAUUUCCUAGUCUCCGCUGUCGGCCAACUCAACCUGCCACGAUACCCCGACAUCCCAGGCCUCGAUGAUUUCCAAGGAAGAAUGAUGCACUCCGCCCGAUGGGACUGGAGCUAUGAUUUCAAGGGAAAAAAGAUUGCGAUUAUUGGAAACGGGGCCACGGCGGCCCAAAUCAUCCCAGAAAUUGCACCGACUGCUUCUCAUCUAACAGUCUUCCAGCGAACCCCAAACUGGCUCAUCCCUCGCCUCGACGGCCCCGUGUCUGCGUUCCACAAGGCACUAUUGACCUACAUUCCACCUAUUCGCUGGCGCAAACGUUCGGCGAUGAUGGAAAUGCGUGAGGAUUUCCACUCUGCCAUCUUCGACGAUGAUUCCGACAACGCGCAGAUGAUUCGAGACGCGUGCAAGGGUAUGCUCAAAACACAAUUAGCGAAUAAUCCAGAACUCUGGGAGAUCUUGACGCCCAAAUAUGCACCUGGGUGUAAGAGGGUUAUCCUGUCCGAUGAUUACUAUCCCACGUUGGCGCGUGACAAUGUCGAUCUAGAGACACGGCGAAUCAACCGCAUCACGAGCAAGGGCAUCGAGAUUGAGGGCGUUGGCGAGCAGAAAUAUGACUUUAUCAUUCUAGCCACUGGAUUCAAAACGGUCGACUUUAUGUAUCCAAUUCAGGUCUAUGGCACUAAGGGUCGCCCUGUUGCGGAUAUUUGGAAGGAUGGGGCGAAGGCUUACUAUGGAGUCACCGUGGAGGACUUGCCAAAUUUCGGAAUGUUCUAUGGUCCCAACACUAACCUUGGCCACAGCUCUAUAAUCCUCAUGAUCGAAGCCCAGUCACGCUACCUGAAUGCCUUGGUUAGAGAGGUGAUUCAUUCCAAACAGCAAGGAAAGACCCUCGCGCUCAUGCCGACACCAGAGGCGUUGAAAGAGUACAACGACAAACUUCAAGCUCUACUGCGUAAUAGUAGCUUUGCAGACCCCAAGUGCAACAGUUGGUAUAAGAGAGACGACGGAGUCAUCACCAAUAACUGGUCUGGCACUGUGGUUGAGUACCAGAAGAAUCUUUCACAGGUGCAAUGGGAGGAUUACAUCGCCGCAGGUUCUGGUAGUCACCUUUUCAAGAACAAGAGGCCUACUCAAAUAGGACGGGUUCAUGAGGAGCCGUAUCUUAGCAAUACUUCGCUUCUUGCAGGGGUGGCCGGUCUUCUGGCCGUCGGCGGCUAUAUUGUCACUCGCGCUAAUCGACAAAAGGCACGCUGA
Penicillium cataractarum is the source of this 1710-nucleotide messenger RNA. Its product is annotated as flavin-containing monooxygenase. The transcript is spliced from 6 exons. The coding region runs from base 1 to 1710 and encodes 569 amino acids. Gene Ontology annotation, molecular function: NADP binding; flavin adenine dinucleotide binding; N,N-dimethylaniline monooxygenase activity. NCBI's taxonomy places the organism in Eukaryota, Fungi, Ascomycota, Eurotiomycetes, Eurotiales, Aspergillaceae. The record is from RefSeq and is a predicted model, not a curated record.